Messenger RNA from Caenorhabditis angaria, 2279 nucleotides. The record is from the annotation of a GenBank genome assembly. Lineage: Eukaryota; Metazoa; Nematoda; Chromadorea; Rhabditida; Rhabditidae.
AUGGAUGACGAUGAUUAUAAUGUGAUAUCAAAUGGUGCGAAUUUCGAACAAGACGAUGAUAUUUUACAUUAUCCGGAAGAAAAUGAAGAAAAUAAUGAAAUUCGGCUAAAUCAAGUGGUUCAAGCUUUGGAUGAAAGUUCGAUGGGUUUUAAUAGGAAAAAGAGAACAUUUGAGGAAAUUGAAGAAGUUUGGGAUGAAUAUGGUAAUCGAUCACAUCCUGUUGGUAAGAACAUUCGAAUUGGAGUCAGAAAUAUUGGGUUUUUGAGAAAAACAUGAAAAAGUUGAAUGGUUUUCUCAGGUUCCAUCAAAAAUUUCAAAUUUAUGAAAAACUUUAUGAUAUUUUUAAAACAGUUUUUUUUCAGGAUUCCUUCAUUCCAAAAUUGUUUUGAGAAUUCUCAAAAUGUAGAAAAAGUCAAAACUUUUCUGCUCCAAAUAAAUUAAAAAUGAUAUUCUGAACAUUUCGCUGAAUUAUUUAUUUAGUAAUAAUUUUAAAAAACAUGAUUGGCUUCAAUUCAAAAUUUUUAGAAUUUGAAAAAAUUUUGAAACGUUUAUUUUUUGGAUUUUUUUUUUUUUGAGAAAUUUUAGUUUGACUAGAGAAACAAAUCUGCAUCUAUUUUACUAUAUUUUCGAAAAAAAUGUUGAAAAUGGUAUUAUUCAUAAUUAAAAUAAAAAAAAUUUCCAAUUGAGCCUCUGAGCCAAGUUCUGCCUCUAAAAAAUGCAAAAAUAGGUUCAACAAUAUUUUGAAUUUUGCAGACUGGCAUAUGCGAAUGCCAAUUUUCGGAGAUGAAGUCGAAGACAAUAAACAAAAAACAGCGGCAAAACGACGUGCAUUAGAAGAACUCGAAAAUCAAAUCAACCAAGCAGCCAAUAAUCAAGAAAUGACUGCUGAACCAGAAAAUCUUGAAAAUCUACUCGAAAAAGAGGGAAAUACAGUCAGCGAAUUGUGUGAUAUUGAAUUGGCUCAAAGAUUUCGACGAAAACGAGAAAUAAUGAGACAACCACCAACUGAUGGAUCAAAUUGGAUUGGAAUCACUGAUUCUGGUUUAGGAGAACGAUUUUAUAUUCGAAGAUUUCGAAAUAUUUUGAACGAACAAAAUCAACAACAAAAUAAUGAAUCAUUUAUUGAAAGUGUGACGAAAAAGAUAACAAAAAGUCAUUUGGGAUAUCGAACAUUUCAAAAUAUACAAAAAGAAGCUGAAGAAUUGAGAUUGAAGAAAUUAGAAGUGUUGAAAAAUGAAAGAGAAAAAGAGUUAGAUGAUGAAAUAUUUCAAAGUUCAAGUAUGGAAAUUGAAGAGGAAAAUCAGACAGAAAGUGCACUUUGGGUUGAUAAAUAUGAAGCCAAAAAUUUUGCCGAAUUAUUAUCGGAUGAUGUAAGUUGGGAGAAGUAAAUGGGGUUCAGGAAUGAAAUUUUAGUGAUCAGCAUAAUUGAAAAUUACUAGAAAACAUUCAUGUCAUUUAUAUUUAUAAAAUUCUUAUUUUCCUGCAGACUGUCAAUCGAAAUAUUCUAACCUGGUUGAAAAUGUGGGAUGAAUGUGUUUUCAAACGAAAAGUCGAUAAUUUGUUGGCCAGUUUAAACGACAAAGAAAAGGAAAUUCUUACAAUGGAUUCGGGAAAAAUUCGGCGGCCCAAUUUCAAAAUGAUUCUGAUUUCGGGACCGGCUGGAUUGGGAAAAACGACACUUGCUAAAAUUGUGGCAAGACAAGCAGGAUAUUCGACAAUUGAUGUGAAUGCAAGUGAUGCGAGAACUGUUGCAGAUUUGAAUCGAGUUUUGGAAGGAGCUGUGAAAACGGCUAGGACUUUGGAUAAGGUAGAGAUUUGGUGGGAGGGUAAUUCGAAUUUUUAAUGGAAAAAUUGCUCUGAAAAAAUCGGCCCGAGUUUUUUUUAAAGAGAGAAGAGAUCACCAAUCAAAGAAAGUCAGAAAAUGAUUUUCCCAAAUUUUUGAAACAUAUUUUUUUCAAGAAAACUAGUUAGUUUUCAGAUUAAUGUAAUUCAUGAAAAACUUUUUUUUUUGAAAAAUUUUGGCUUAAAGAAAACAACAACUUUUGAAUUGAAAAAAAGACCUUAAUUACUUGCAGUUUUGAUAUGAAAAAUCUAGUCUAUACAAUACUAGCCGAAGUAUGAUAGUAAUAUUUUUCUAGGAUCAACGACCCGCUUGCCUAAUUUUGGAUGAAAUCGAUGGUUCGCCAAUCGACACAAUUCGACAUUUAAUUCGAUGUUUACAAGCACCGGGCAAAAAAGCCGUGAGAAGGCCAAUUAUUGGAAUUUGCAACAAUUUGUAA